UUCACGUGUUGUACCGGAAAAAAGCAGUAAAAGGACCGUAGAAGAGGCUGUCUUGCGCCAUCAAACUUCUCCCUCUUUCUCUCUCUCUAAAACUUUUCUCGUCAUUCGUCUGUAAUUCUCUCUCUGCCUAUACACACACAUAUACAUAUAUCCUUUCGCUACAUCGAAGAAGAAGGUCCACCUAUGGCUUCUCCCUCCGAAGAGCGAAGAGACGAACCAGCGAAGGAAAUGGAACACAAGACCAAGGCCAUACAGUUCUUGGGACGCACCACUCCUAUCAUCCUUCAGAACGACAAUGGUCCCUGCCCUCUCCUCGCUAUCUGUAAUGUUCUUCUGUUAAAGAACAACUUGAAUUUGAGUCCAGACAUUGCAGAAGUAUCACAGGAGAAAUUGCUCUCACUUGUUGCGGAGCGGUUAAUUGAUUCAAACAGUAAUGUCGAUAACAAAGAUGCAGGGUAUGUUGAAAAUCAACAACAGAACAUUGCUGAUGCAAUUGAUUUGCUUCCUCGGCUUGCGACAGGAAUUGAUGUAAAUAUAAAAUUUAGGAGAAUUGAUGAUUUUGAGUUUACUCGUGAGUGUGCAAUAUUUGAUCUUUUGGACAUUCCACUGUAUCAUGGUUGGAUAGUUGAUCCCCAGGAUUAUGAUACUGCAAAUGCAAUUGGAACAAAGUCCUAUAAUACUCUCAUGGAGGAGCUUGUUGCCCUUGAAACAAGAAAUAUGGAGGGUGAACAAAAAAAGAAUUCUGAAGAAGAUUCUAUUGAUUUUGCUGCUGCAACAACUGCUACUCUAGGAGUUCCUUCUCCUUGCCUUUCAAGAGGUAUAUCUUUUGAUGAUUCUCUACUUGCUGUCGCUGAUCAUCAUAAAGUAAGGAAAGGAGAUAUGGAGGAAGAAGAGGAGUUGUUGAGAGCCUUGAAAAUGUCAGAGGACGAAUUGCCUACUUCGGUGAAUGAUUCACCUCCAGUGAAUACUAGUGGGCAAAACAUGUCUUUCAGUUCAAAUGAAAGUGCAUUUCUCAAGAAUUCUGAACCUGUAGUUCCUGUAGAAACAUUAGAAGGGUAUAGUGAGGCUGAAAACCAAAAGUCUUUUCUGCUUGAUUUAUCCUUAUCCCAUGAUUGCAGUGCCUUGAGCAAUUCGAGUAAUGAGGUGAUAACUCAUGAAGCAGUUCCAAGGGAAGCUGGUUGUGCAAAAAAUGAUCAAGUAAGUGACAUUGAUCAAUCAACUUCUGAUGAAUCUGGAAAAUGUGUAAAAUCUAAAGAUAUAGUUGAAAAAAGCAGUGUUGAUGUUUUGGUCCAGAAUGAGAUUGCACCUUCUGACUCUUUUGGACAGGAUACUUCAUCUGCUUGUGAAAACCAUAUGCUUGAAUCUAGAGGAGAUGAAGAAAGUCAGAAGCAAUCCACUUCCACAUCUGAUAUGCAUGUGCCAGAAGAUAAUAAACAUGGUUGUGACACAGCAGAACUUUCUAGUUUAUCUGCACCAGGUGCAGAUUUAGAUUCAUCCAGCGGCAGAAGGCAACAUACAGAUGUUCCUGAUGCUUUUACUUCAAGUGCUGAAGGCAGUGAGCCCAUUUAUGAAGGGGAGGAAUGCAUAUUGGAAUCAAGAACCACAAUUUAUGAAGACCGAGAACCUAUGUAUGAAGGCGAGGUGGUUCUUGCAGAACAAGUGGACAAAGGUACUGGAGAUGCCUAUGAUGCAAGGUCCAAGGAUGAAAUUUCUCCAAGACAAGGGGAACUGAUCAGGGAUUUUUUGAAGAACAAUGCUAGUCAGUUGACCAUCCAUGGCCUAUUUUCCUUACAAGAUGGUCUGAAAGAACGUGAGCUUUGUGUCUUUUUCCGCAAUAAUCACUUCAACACCAUGUUUAAGUAUGAUGGUGAAUUGUAUAUCUUGGCUACUGACCAAGGUUACAUAAAUCAGCCUGAUUUGGUGUGGGAAAAGCUAAAUGAGGUCAAUGGAGAUACAUUGUUCAUGACUGGUAAUUUUAAGGAAUUCAAGGUGGAAAACCAUGCCAACAAUACAUGGGAUGAACAAAAUGCAAUGGAAUAUCUUGCCAGUAUGGACAAUUCAGCAGAUGUCAAUUCAAGUUUCAAUUCUGAUCUGCAAUUGGCAAUGGCUCUUCAACAACAGGAGUUUGAACAACAGCCACAGCGUAAUGUGGAGCAACCAACUGUAAGUAGCAGUUCAAGGCUGGUCACAGGACCCCAG
This is a messenger RNA of Camellia sinensis, 2199 nucleotides long. Lineage: Eukaryota; Viridiplantae; Streptophyta; Magnoliopsida; Ericales; Theaceae. The record is from RefSeq and is a predicted model, not a curated record.